AUGUACCCACAAAAAAGCGCGGGAAUAUUAUUCCAAAUAAGAACAAUUAAAAGAUGGCUAGAAUUACCUAUAUCACAGAAUAAGGCCGCAAAACUUAAACGAAAUGAAACCCGAUCUGCGACUGAAAAAAUGAGAGAAAUGGCAUUCAGAGGAACACAUAAGUUGGUUAUGGUGGCGUAUUGUUCCUCCGUUACUGGA
This is a messenger RNA of Racocetra persica, 198 nucleotides long. The record is from the annotation of a GenBank genome assembly. NCBI's taxonomy places the organism in Eukaryota, Fungi, Glomeromycota, Glomeromycetes, Diversisporales, Gigasporaceae.